AACCCUUUAGUGUUCUGCUGACAAUGAGAGUCGAAGGUGUAUCAGAGAAGUGCUUGUGGUCCUCCUGGUCUUAGUGGGACUAAUUGGCACCUGCGUGAAUGCACAGGCUGAUCCGGUGAAGGUGACAGUCUUCGUGGAGACCCUGUGCCCAGACAGUAUUGCUUUCGUCUCCAAGCAACUCGGGCCAACAUGGGAGAACCUUCGGGAGAUCAUGCUGGUUGAUUUCAACGCCUACGGCAACGUCGAGGAGACUCCCGUGGGCGAAGGGUACGAAUUCAGCUGUCAGCACGGGUCGGAGGAAUGCCACGGGAACAUGGUGGUAGAAUGCGCCCGAAAGUACAUUGAUAACCCGGACACUUUUGUGGAUUUCAGUAUCUGUCUUAUGAGUUCGAUUUUCCCACCUGUAGUAGGCGAGAUUUGCGCCGCCCAUGUGGGCGUGGCCUGGUCGCCGAUCGACGCAUGCGCAGGCUCAGUGGAAGGUCAGCAAUUACUCCAUGAGAGCGGGGUCAGGCAGAACUCACUGGACCCCGUGCCCGACUACAUACCCUGGAUCAUUAUAAAUGACGUUUUCACCCAAGAACAUUUGGACGAAGCCCAGACUGACCUCACUGGCCUAGUCUGCCGGACAUACCAGGGGACACCGCCCCCCAUUUGCCAAUUGUAAAUGGGCAUUCAAUAGAAAAAUAAUGUUUGGGGAAAAAGGCCUUUUGGAAUUCAUAUCAAAUUCAGAUUUAAUCUCCAGAGGUCAAAUAAUUUCUCUUUAAAUUUGUCAGUAAUUGGAGUUAAAUUGGUCUUUCUCAAUUUUUUUUUGAAAGUCAAAUUGUGUCGUGCAUUAUUGGCUAGUAAAGAAUUAACCUACA
Molecule: messenger RNA, 860 nt
Organism: Macrobrachium nipponense
Lineage: Eukaryota; Metazoa; Arthropoda; Malacostraca; Decapoda; Palaemonidae
Product: gamma-interferon-inducible lysosomal thiol reductase-like
Exons: 5
Coding region: 212-664 (150 amino acids)
Molecular function (GO): oxidoreductase activity, acting on a sulfur group of donors, disulfide as acceptor
Source: RefSeq, a predicted model, not a curated record